AUGACUUUAGUUCAACGAUAUGGCAAACCAGAUAUUUUUUUGACAAUGACAUGCAAUCCAAACUGGAAAGAGAUCUCAACUCAAUUGUUACCACAUGAGGAAACCCAAAAUCGACCUGACUUAAUUGCUCGAAUCUUUAGAGCAAAAUUAGAGGAUCUGAAGUAUCAACUAUUCAAACGAGAAAUAUUUGGAAAAAUCUCAGCAUAUGUUUAUGUUAUUGAGCACCAAAAAAGAGGACUUCCACAUGCCCAUUUCCUAAUUAUAUUGCGUCAAGAUUGGAAAUUAUAUGCACCAGAAUCUUUUGAUGAGAUCGUAUCUGCUGAAUUACCCGACAAAGACAACAACUUACAUCUCUAUACAGCUGUUGUUAAGCAUAUGAUGGAUGGCCCGUGUGGAGUUCUAAAUCCAACAAAUGUAUGCAUGAAAAAUAGCUGUUGCAAAAAUAAUUACCCAAAACAGUUUGUCUCAAACACUGUUGUUGGAAAUGAUUGCUUCCCAAUAUAUAAACGCUGCAACAAUGGAAGAACAGCCAAAAUCAGAGGACAUGAUUUAGAUAAUCGUUGGGUUGUUCCAUAUAACCCUUAUUUACUUGCAAUGUUUGACUGCCAUAUUAAUGUUGAGAUAUGUUCUACAAUAAAAGCUGUCAAGUAUCUCUACAAAUACAUUUAUAAAGGCCAUGAUCGUGUUGCCUUUAAUCUGGUUUCUAAACAAAGCACUCAACAGAUUGAUGAAAUUGAGUGA
Messenger RNA from Carya illinoinensis, 741 nucleotides. RefSeq lists its product as uncharacterized. Bases 1 to 741 code for a protein of 246 amino acids. The record is from RefSeq and is a predicted model, not a curated record. The transcript has a single exon. NCBI's taxonomy places the organism in Eukaryota, Viridiplantae, Streptophyta, Magnoliopsida, Fagales, Juglandaceae.